This is a messenger RNA of Suillus fuscotomentosus, 2352 nucleotides long. RefSeq lists its product as uncharacterized. Bases 1 to 2352 code for a protein of 783 amino acids. The record is from RefSeq and is a predicted model, not a curated record. Lineage: Eukaryota; Fungi; Basidiomycota; Agaricomycetes; Boletales; Suillaceae. The transcript is spliced from 11 exons.
AUGGCUAUCGCCGAAGGACCAACUGCCUCUUGUCUAUGUCUCUUCCUUUGGUCUAUGCCUUGGGACCCCCGGUCCAACGAGUCUGAUUUGCGCAAGGCAUUGGACAAUGCUGCGGCUGAGCUGACACCGUUUUCAAAACACGAAGUCAAGGUUCCCUACAAGAAGGAGGAACAAGUCUUCGAGGUACAUGCGCGUCCCUUAUGGGACUGGGCUCUCGAUUUGUUGGAUAACCCACUGUUAGCACCACAUUUUGUUUGGGACGCGCAGUGCGUCUACAAACAUGAUGGUACGGACUUUGUACGCUUCUUUGAUGAGCCGUGGACAGGUGACUGGUGGUGGGACAUCCAAUCUCGCCUCCCACAAAACCUUGAUGCCGCCCCCUUCUGUUUCAUACUGUAUGCUGACAAGACUAGGCUCUCUUCGCAUGGCACUGUCAAAGGGUACCCGGUUGUGGCGCGUUGCGCAAAUCUACCUGUCCACAUUCGAAAUGGCGAGGGGAUUGGUGGCGGUCGGGUGGUCGGGUGGUUACCAAUCGUUCCCGAAGAUGCUUCUGAAGAAGGGAAACUCGGAUACACUACCAUGAAGUGUGUUGUAUGGCAUGAGUCAUUUGUCAAGCUUCUUGUCAACCUUGACCAAUUCUCGAAGACCAGGUAUUCAUAUUCGUGCUACGACAAGAUCUUACGCUGGUUGUUUCCCGUCAUACUGAUUCUUUCUGGAGAUUACGAGGAACAAUGCAUGAUGUCGCUUAUACGUGGUUUACAAUGCAAAUGCCCAUGUCCAGUCUGUCUCGUCCCUCUUGACGAGCUUCACAACCUGUCGAAGACGUUUCCAAUUAGGUCUGCGAAAGAUGCGCAGGCCGCACUCAACGUUUACAAACAGAACCGAACUCAAGGUGAGGAAGUUUUGAAAGGGCUGGGAUUGCGCCCUGUUGCAAAUGUUUUGUGGCUUGUCGAGAAUUCCGAUCCUCAUGAGGCAUUGAGCCUGGACGACUUGCACACUCUGCACGGUGGUACAGGAGGGGUACAUUUACUUGGAGAGUUGAAGAUGAUUCUCGCUGAUCUUGGACCCCUUGCUCCCAGGGUCUCUGAGUUCCCUCGAUGGCGUGCUCUCACCCAUUUCACUACCGUCAUCCAUAUCACCUUUAGUGAUGGCAACAAGAGGCGGGACUUGGUCAAGCAAGUGUUUUAUGCGGCACUCAGUGUUUUAAAGCGCCAAGUCAGUUCAGAAGGCUACUGCCUUCUUCAUGUCAUUCGCAGUUACCUGCAAUUGGAUAGUUUGAUCAGGCUCGAUGUCCAUACAGAACGGACACUUGAAAUGAUAGACGCUGAAUUCCUCGUCUAUGAUGCUGCACUCAAGGACUAUGUUGAAUAUGCCACGACGAAAUCCUCCACUGAGGACAUCAAGACGGACUGGAACCUUCCCAAGACACACCUUUGGAAACAUGCACGAUGGGACAUUGAAUCAAAAGGUGUGGCACGUAACUAUAGCACACGCCCAAAUGAGAAGCUCCAUGGCCCGCUGAAAGCGGCCUAUCUUAAUCAAUCCAAUGGAAAGGACGUUGCUAAGCAGAUCCUUCACGUUGAUCAUCACAAAUGUGCAGCUCUGCUUUUGCGAGGACGUGUUGAUACCCUCGACGAACAGCACCGCCUGCAAGCCUUAGGCGGUGACAACGAUGCACUCGGUGAUGAGGACCAUGUCGAUCACACCAAUCAUAAUGGACAUUUCAAGCUCGGCUCCCCUCAAAGUUGUGCCGUUACCAUUCAGGACAUCGAGAACAGGCGCGGUGCUCAGGACACAGCGUUUCAAGGCUUUCACAGGAAGUUUUCUAAUUUUGUCAACAUAUCAUUGCCUAUGUAUGGAUUCCACUUGACGAGAUGGAUUACUAUUCCGGUUGAUUUCCAGAUUCAUGAAUACCGCUACCUCAGGCUCAAUUAUGAGAGUACCGUCAACUGGAAACAGUCAACAGACCACCCCCGGUCCAAUCCCUCUUUCCAUGGGUCUCCGCGCUUUGAUUGUGCACUCAUAAAGCUUACUGCGGAAAAAAAUGUCUUUGUUAAGAUCAUACUAAUGUUUCAAUGUAAUGUUCCAGAUGUUGCCGGCACCUUCCAACUUGCACUCGUUCAACCAUACACUGCUGGCAUUCCUGUUGGUGGCGCUCACAGAAUUGACAAAGAUUUAAGGCUCAAUCGAGUCAAAGCUGUUCCUCGAGGAGAUUCGAUAUUCGUACCUUUGAAGUCCUUUAUCCGAGGAGCGGUUUUGGCCCGUGAUCCAGAGCACCGAGACGAGUUUUUGGUUGUUGAGCAUAUUGAUAGUGACAUGUUCCUGCGCAUGAAGGCAUGGGCAUGCCAAUGA